This is a messenger RNA of Lolium perenne, 750 nucleotides long. NCBI's taxonomy places the organism in Eukaryota, Viridiplantae, Streptophyta, Magnoliopsida, Poales, Poaceae. The record is from RefSeq and is a predicted model, not a curated record.
AUGGAUCAAGUCAGUGGCAGUGACAUUGGCCGUGCUGACACUAGGCCACUGCAGCAUCAGCAGACACACAAUGUGGUUGGCCUGGCUGCAGAGUUUGAUCACGAGUUCAGGGAUUACCACAAUAUGAAGAAGGAACCAAGUGAGCGACACUUCCUGUUUGCUCUCACGAUCUUGAGUGCUCAGCACCAACUAGUUGAACAAACCCAGCAAUUAUUAAGGCAUAUAGCAUCUUUCGGUGGGUAUGGGACGAUGACUCUGACACAAGGUGUCACGCAAGGUGCAAGUGAAAAUUCUAGAAUGCCUUACGUACCAUACAACAUGGGUCCUUCAAUUGGUGCAAACUUGGUUUCACAGAGUACUAACAUGGGCACCUCCCAGUCAGGUACGUAUGCUCACAAUGAGCAUGUGAACACAUAUUUAUCUUUGGGGAUGAACCCUACACAUCACAGCUCGCGAGUGUCCAACAACAAUUAUGUAAUAAGAAUGGUAGACACAUCUGAAACCAAUAGAAUUUCGUCCAUGGUGUCGCCGCCACCCCCUGUAACUGUGGAGGAGGUCCCAAACGAACCGAAGUUCAUUUGCCCAGUCUGCUUACACGAAAUUGUGGACGCGUCAUCGACUAUAUGCGGCCACAUCUUCUGCAAGGAGUGCAUUAGGGCCUCCAUCAAGGCUCAGAAGAAGUGCCCUACCUGCAGGACGAAGCUGAACCUGAGAAACAUCCACCGGGUCCACCUUCCGACGAUGGACUGA